This is a messenger RNA of Penaeus monodon (black tiger shrimp), 4863 nucleotides long. Its product is annotated as serine/threonine-protein kinase PLK4-like. The record is from RefSeq and is a predicted model, not a curated record. The coding region runs from base 114 to 3482 and encodes 1122 amino acids. Gene Ontology annotation, biological process: protein phosphorylation. The transcript has 13 exons. Gene Ontology annotation, molecular function: ATP binding; protein binding; protein kinase activity. NCBI's taxonomy places the organism in Eukaryota, Metazoa, Arthropoda, Malacostraca, Decapoda, Penaeidae.
ACGAGCUCGCAUUCAUCGCUGGUGGGAAAUACGAAAAGAUAAACAUGGCGAGAGGAAAUGUGUAAUUUAGAGGAAAUCGAAAUUAACGAUUACCAUGCAACAGGUGAACAAAAAUGAACAAAAAGAACGAGAUUGGAGGCACCAUACAGGAGUAUGAUGUAGGAGAGCAGUUAGGAAGAGGUGGCUUUGCCACAGUGUACAGAGCACGAUGUAGAAACACAGGAAGGGAUGUCGCCAUUAAGAAGAUCAACAAGAGUGAAAUAGCUGCUGGAGGACUCAUAAAUCGCGUCCGACAGGAGGUGACGAUCCAUUCUAAGCUGAAUCAUCCAGCAAUACUGAAGCUGUAUGCAUUCUUUGAGGACCAGAGCUUUGUUUAUCUUGUGCUAGAACUGUGCUCAAGAGGCGAACUUCAGAAGCAUAUCAAAAGUCUACGAAGAGUUUUAAAUGAAGAUGAAGCUCGUGAAUAUCUCAGUCAGGUGGUGGCAGGGAUGCUGUACCUCCAUUCCCAGUCUAUCAUGCACAGAGAUCUUACAUUGUCAAAUCUUUUACUUGACAAUAAUGGUAGGGUUAAAAUUGCGGAUUUUGGACUUGCAACACAGUUGCGCCGCCCAGAUGACCGGCACAUGACAAUGUGUGGAACGCCCAACUACAUAAGUCCUGAAGUAGCCACCCGCAGUUCCCAUGGCCUUGAGUCUGAUGUGUGGAGCCUUGGGUGUAUGCUGUUUAUAAUGCUUGUGGGACAUCCACCCUUUGACGGGGAGGGAGUGAAGGAAUCGAUAUUCACACGUGUGGUGAUUGGUGAUUACAAGAUCCCAAGUUAUGUGUCAGCAAAUGCACGUUCUCUUAUUUCGGAGUGUCUUAAGAAGAAUCCAAGAGAGAGGAUCAAGCUUCAGGCUAUUCCCCACCAUCCCUUCAUGGCAGUUGAAGGCAAAACUGACAUCUCAAGAACAUCAGACAGUGGGCUAUACACUAUGACUACUGUGGCCACCACACAGCACACACGACCCCCUUUGACCACCAUAUCUGAGAGUGAUUUGUCAGAUACAGAGUCAAGUGGGUCAGAGAACAGACAAGGAGGGCAUCCUCAUAGGUUGCCUUACCUCAGACACCCUCCAUCUCCUCCAGUUCGAAUGAAGUCCAACCCAAAAGACCUACUUCCACCAAAUGCUGGGGUGAUAGAUACUCUGAAAAGAAAAUUCACCCCAUUACCUUCACUGCAAAGGGGAGAUUUCAGUCAUUCAAAUAUGCCAAUGCCUCCUCUGAUUAGACGAGAACGAGAUGUUACAGAGGAAAGACAGAAGCACCAACUGAUGUAUAGCCAGAAGCAGUCAUCUCAUAGUGAUGAUAAAUCUGACUCCUCUCAGUAUUCCUCCUCACACAUGAGUGAUGAAGCUUAUCAUUACCAUUCCGGUGAGAAGAGAAGCAGCAGGGCCAGGAAUCACAGUGCAAGCAGAAGUCAAGACUAUCAUUCUGCAGGUAGAAGUCCAAGCAGAAGGGAGAGGUCCCAUGAGCGCUAUGGUAAUGCCCACAGAGAAGUGUCAGAUAAUUACAGAAUUCACAGUGACACUGAUGAAGCAAAGGAGAGAGGAGGUCAUCCACGUAGCAGGUCGAAACAGAGAAGCUACAGCCAAGAUUAUCCUCAGAAGUCAGAAAAGGGUAACAGGGAUGCUUACUAUUCAGAGGAAAGGAAAGAGCAUUACCAUUAUGGACGAUCUUUAGAAAGACAUGAAGAAAGACCCCAUAGAGAACAUUCUGGUCAUAGACUUAGAGAAUCAUCCAAAGAUAGGUAUAGUGAAAGAACCCAAGAAGAUGAAUACCAAAGGGGUAGAUCAAGAGAGAGACAUCAGCAUUAUCACAGUGAUAAAUCUAACAGGAGAAGGGAUGAGGAAUUGCACAACCAGAAGACUCACCCAUGUUGUGAGAGUUCACAACAUAGAUCCUGGUGUAAGCAGAAAGGACGUAAUGAUUCAGAAAAGAAUGUAUCUAACUAUGAAAGAAGUAGAUACACUAGUAGAUGUGAAAAUGACAGAUGUGGUGCCAGUGACAGAGUCCAUGCUCCAAGUCAGCAUCGGCACACAGGACAUGAACGACCAGUCAGGGCUGAGGGGUCAUCAUCUCAUCGUGAUAAGAAUAUCCUGGGUGACCUUGCUCCUUUUAAGAAUUCGGUUCCAUCUAAGAAAGAUAUUGAAGAUGCAAGACCAGGCCAUGGUGGCACAGUGCAUGAACAGCAUCCUGUAACUCCAACAAAGAGGAAACCAGAUUUAAACUGCCAGACUCUCAAGCAGCAAGUUUCACCUCUUUCAUCAAGAAGGCUGAAGCCUAUCCGUCAGCGCACUAAAAAUGCCUUUCUCAAUAUAUUGGAGAAUGGCGAAAUAUGUUUAGAAUUCCUUCGAAAUAUGAAAGGACAAGAAGUUGUUGCUGAUGUAUGCAGGAUAUCACCGGAUGGAAUGAGGAUUGUCCUUUACCAACCAAAUGGAGGUUCUGGGUCACAGCCUGGAAAUGCACCUCCACCAUUGCCAACUGAAGGGGCAGAUUCCAUUUAUGGCUAUGAAAAUCUUCCAGCUAAACAUUGGAAGAAAUAUGUUUAUGCUGCAAGAUUUGUGAAGGUAGUGAAGGCAAAGACUCCUAAGAUUACCUACUACAGUGACCAGGCCAAAUGUUUGCUGAUGGAGAACUCGCCUGAUCCUGACUGUGAAGCUGUCUUCUAUCAUGGUACAAAAAUCACAAAGAGUGGGAAGAAUGUGAUGUUAACAGAAACCACUGGGGUAGUACACAAUAUACCACAGCCAUCUGGACACCAUAACCUACCAGAGCAGCUUCAACCAAUUUACCUGCAUUUCAAACAGAUCCAUGAGCACUGCCUGUAUUUGGAAAGAGUUCUCUCAGAGGUUGUUGAAAAGACUGGUCUGAGUUGCUUUCCAGUCAUUGUAGGACGUAAACCUGCAUCAGCAUCAGCAACUCCUCCUAGCAGUGCCCGUAGUUCUUCUAGCCCGCGAGAAGAUAAAGAAAACCUUUCACCAGUGUCACUGCAGUCGUACAAAUUACCAAGAAACGUUGCAGCACAGCUUGGGUCAUUUGAGGGCUCUGUUGCAAGUGUUCAGGUUGGAGGAAGCUUCAUCCCUCGACUGCGCGCACCACUGAAUCCCCACAUCCCUCGAAAUGACUCCAAAGGAACAACGGGCUCCUCAAAACAUUCCGUCUCUCGUGUCUAUGUUCACAACGUUGGUUGGGCAUCACAGGAUGAGGAGGGACAGGUAUCAGUGGAGUACCUUGAUGGAACACAGCUGCAGGUCAGCAGCAACUCGCCAAAGGUGGUCUUCACUGACACAUCUGGAGUCUCAGCUACAUACUCAAGCAAUGACAAGUUGCCACUCUCUGUGCAGCAGAAGCUCUCUCAGAUGCAGGUUGUGCUGACAUCACUUGCCAGGCCAACUGACUCCUCUGCCACGCCAAGGCUUACUCAACCUGUUGGCCUUAGAUAGAAGUGAAUGAUUAUUGUACUUCCAUUGUUGAAGUGGGCAUUGGUCUCAUUUGGAAUUUUGUGCUAAAAGCAUUAUUUUUAAAAUGUAAUCCAUUUGCAUCAUAGGUUAAGUACAAAGUGCUUUUCAAAUGAUAGGCACACAGUGACAUCUCAAGCAAUGCUUGAUUGAAGUUUUAAUGCUGGAUAUUUGUUGCUUAUCAUUUUUAACUAAUUAUGUGCAAAAUGUGUCUUCCAAAGAAAGCAAUUCUUAACAUUAUUUUGCUGAUAAUGAUGUCUUCCUGAAUACAUAAUGUGAAAUGAUGUUUUCCAUGUUUAAAUUAUCUGAUACCUAGUAUAUCUUCCUAUAGGACUUCCAUCUAGUUUUAGAGAAGCAAAACUUUUAAUCUCCUUUGAAUACUGAAAACUUUUGGAAGUAAAAUAAAGGACUGAAUUUUAUCUCUCUGCAGUCCAUGGUGUCUUCUUAGUCUUUUCCUUUCCUUACAUUAUUUUUUCUAGAUCCUUUGAAUUUUCAGUGACGCCCUAAUCAGAGAAUCAUAGUUUCAUAAGCAAAAACUAAUGGGCUUCCAGAACCUAAAAAAAAAAUGAAUAAAAAAAUGUAAAUCAAAACUAGAUCAUUGUAGAUGAAUGUGAUGUAACUUCAUUUUCCUUCUCCUUUUCAUUCUGUAGUUCACUCUCUUCUCUGUCCCCUUCUUUACUCUGUUCUUCUUUCAUCAGUCACAUCCCCCUGCUGUUUCUUUUGUCCAGCAGUGCCUAUAAUAAAUAUGGCAGCUUCCUUUGCUCUCCUAGUUGUUGAACUGCUUAUGGCAUAGGGAUCACCAUAGGACUCUGAAAAUAAGACCAUACCUAUUCAAUAGCUUUUCCAGGAAAUGUGCGAGAUGUUGAGAUAAACGAGAUAUAAUAAAGAGUAAGGAAUACAUGAGAGAUAUGAGUGUUCAUGAUAUUGGUUUGUGAAAUAUAAAAAAAUAAUGUGAUAACAUUUAGCCAUAUUUUAGAUGUUUCACUUUCUAAAACAGAAAAUAUAUAACUUAGUCAUCAGUUUCCUUGAGAGUCAUUUUUAUAAUAUUUGCACCAUGUAAAUAAUGAAUAGAACCUCCAAAUUACUAAACUUAAGGACCUUGUAAGUCAUUUUGAUCUGAUGUUUAUCUUAAGCUAAUUUUAGGAGAACUAUUUUUUGCAUGGCAUUUCAGCAAUUUUAUGGGUUUCGCACCAGAUCUAUCUUGCAUAGCAUUUUGUUUUGUACUAUGUACAAGGGGUAAGGGAAUAUAUAUCUAUAUAUUUUUUAUUAUUUGCUAGUAAUUGUAUGAUUAUACCUUUAUCUGCAUAACAUAUAAUAAUGACAGCAUACAAAUGAAAUUUUAUUUAUUAAAAACAGGAAAAGAGAA